CGCGUUCUGGGAUUCUAUUUGGAGACGAGCAAGGAGAACUUUUCCAUAUAUUUGAUCCACACAAGUUUUGGUUUUUCUGCGGAUUGACGCACUGAUCUUUGGAUGACUGUGCGUAAAGACGUUUAUUUCCAAAUCCAUUUUACGCCAAAAAAAAGGGACAUUUUUUUUGCAGACCAGAUUUCUUCUGGUGGUUUUUAAAGAAGAAGUUUCUUCACAAGAGUCGCCAGCGGUUCCUGUUUUACGCGUAAGCUUGGCAGCAAACCGUUUUUCGUAUGAAUCUUCUCGACCCCUACCUGAAGAUGUCGGAGGAACAAGACAAGUGUCUCUCCGAUGCGCCCAGCCCGAGUAUGUCCGAGGACUCCGCGGGCUCCCCGUGCCCAUCCGGCUCCGGUUCCGACACCGAAAAUACGCGGCCGUCAGAGAACGCGCUUCUCCGAGUGGAAGCGGCGCUGGGCGAAUUUAAGAAGGACGAGGACGAUAAAUUCCCCGCUUGCAUACGCGACGCCGUAUCUCAAGUGCUCAAGGGCUACGACUGGACCCUUGUGCCCAUGCCGGUGCGCGUAAACGGAUCUACAAAAAACAAGCCUCACGUGAAGAGACCGAUGAACGCCUUCAUGGUUUGGGCUCAGGCGGCGCGGAGGAAGCUGGCUGACCAGUACCCGCACCUGCACAACGCAGAACUCAGCAAAACGCUGGGCAAACUUUGGAGACUUCUCAAUGAGGGUGAGAAGCGGCCGUUCGUGGAGGAGGCUGAGCGCCUCCGCGUGCAGCACAAGAAGGAUCAUCCAGAUUACAAGUACCAGCCAAGGCGGAGGAAGUCGGUGAAGAACGGACAAAACGAAGGGGAGGACGGCAGCGAGCAAACUCAUAUUUCUCCUAAUGCCAUCUUUAAAGCGCUGCAGCAAGCCGACUCUCCAGCUUCCAGUUUGGGAGAGGUGCAUUCUCCUGGGGAGCACUCAGGUUCACAGGGACCCCCGACUCCCCCCACUACCCCCAAAACUGAUGUCAACUCAGGCAAGAUGGACCUUAAGCGCGAAGGGGGUCUCCGAUCCCUCCCUGACGGCACCAGCCAGCGGCAACUCAACAUCGACUUCCGCGACGUGGACAUCGGCGAGUUGAGCAGCGACGUCAUCUCUCACAUCGAGACCUUUGACGUCAACGAGUUCGACCAGUACCUCCCACCGAACGGCUACCCGGGUUCCGUCAGCGGUCCGGGGACCCCCGUCGCCUACACCGGCAGCUACAGCAUCAGCGGCGGCGCUCCGGUCAGCCCGUCGGCGGGAGCGGCCUGGUUGCCUAAAAGCCAGAACCAGCAGGGACAGCAGCACACCCUCACCACAUUGGGGGGCAACGCCGGUUCCGAGGCGGGUCAGGCUCAGCACAGGACCCAGAUCAAGACGGAGCAGCUUAGCCCGAGCCACGUCAGCGAGAAGCAGGGCUCCCCGCAGCAUGUGGCCUACAGCCCCUUCAAUCUGCAGCACUACAGCCCCAGCUCGUACCCGGCCAUCUCCAGGGCGCAGCAGUACGACUUCAGCGACCACCAGGGGGGCGCCGCUUCCUUCUACACCCACGCGGGGGCCGGCCAAGGCUCGGGCCUCUACUCGACUUUCAGCUACAUGAGCAGCCCCAGCCAGAGGCCCAUGUACACGCCCAUCACCGACAACACGGGGGUGCCCUCCAUCCCCCAGAGCAACCCCCAGCACUGGGAGCAGGCGCCGGUUUACACCCAGCUCACCAGACCCUGAACCCCCCACCCCAAUACCCAUGUACAGCCAAAUACAUGCAUCCCAAAACACUUUAUUUCAACGAGACGUCCCGCCUGAAUCAGACACUUGAAGUCAACGAGGAGGAGAGUCGGACUCGUGAUUGGCUCACGCCGUGCCUUGCUAUUGUACCGUGAUAGAAUCUUUAUAGAUAUAUAUUUUUUAGAAGAGAUGAAAAGACUUGAGAAAGUCCUCUGUGAGGAUUUGAUUGUUAAUAUUUCUGUAGGUACUGUUUUUGGUUUUUGUCUUCAUACGCUGGUAGUUUGUAACCCACGAGGUUGUUUAUGAAGGUUAUUUGUCGGGGAAAAAUGAAAAGGCUUGUAUUUUAAAUCCGUCUGCUUUCUGUUGUAUUUCAUUUUUGUUUUUUAAUUUCUUAAUGUGCCAUUCCAAUUUACAUUUAAUGAUGGUUUUUUUAUGUCAUGUAUGAGCAACAUUAGAAAAGCAACAUUGAGGAGAGUCAAGCCGUGCCUUCAAUUCAGUUCAUUUUCUCCUUCUUUUGUGUGUGCGAGUGUGUGUUCGCGUCCCUGUGUGUGUGUGUGUGCCAACAGCUGAGAUUACACUUACCGUCCAGCAGCUCGUGUUUGACAGCUACAGGAAGUCACCUUUGACCUCUGGGCUGUCCCCUGCUGAUAUAACCCAAUUCCUCAGCCUUCCCCUGUUUAAAAAAAAAAAAAACAACAUACUAUUUAUUUAUUUCCUUUAAUUUUAUUGUGAAAGAUUUUGCAUUCUAGUCUUACUAUUUUUUUUUUUUAUAAUGUACACAGCG
Molecule: messenger RNA, 2529 nt
Organism: Syngnathus typhle (broad-nosed pipefish)
Lineage: Eukaryota; Metazoa; Chordata; Actinopteri; Syngnathiformes; Syngnathidae
Product: transcription factor Sox-9-A-like
Exons: 3
Coding region: 273-1745 (490 amino acids)
Biological process (GO): chondrocyte differentiation; oligodendrocyte differentiation; morphogenesis of an epithelium
Cellular component (GO): nucleus
Molecular function (GO): RNA polymerase II cis-regulatory region sequence-specific DNA binding; DNA-binding transcription factor activity, RNA polymerase II-specific
Source: RefSeq, a predicted model, not a curated record